AUGGCUUUCUCAAGAAAUCAAAGUUUCAUUUUCAUGUUAAUCUCAUUUCUAGUCGUCAUCCUUGCAACGACAUCAGUUGAGUCUGCUCAAUCUUUGCUCUUCUCAUCCAAACAUGUUACAAUUAUCAACAAACUUGUGACGAGAGCGAGAUUGACUGUGCAUUGUAAUAACAAAGAAGAUGAUUUGGGCACAGUAUAUCUCGGGCCUGGUGAUACUUUCGAUUUUACAUUUCGUGUUAACCUCCGCCAUACAACGGUCUACACUUGUAAUUUUGCUUGGCCUGGCAAUACAGCAACGUUUGAUAUAUUUAGAGCUGAUCGAGACGAUAAUCCGAACAGUAAAGUUGGAGUUUGCAGCGAAUGUAUUUGGUCUAUUUACGAGCCAGCACCAUGCAGAGAUAGACGUGAUGGAGGUCAACCUAACUGUUUCCCAUGGGCUUCUUAG
Messenger RNA from Microthlaspi erraticum, 444 nucleotides. Lineage: Eukaryota; Viridiplantae; Streptophyta; Magnoliopsida; Brassicales; Brassicaceae. The record is from the annotation of a GenBank genome assembly.